Molecule: messenger RNA, 2217 nt
Organism: Capsicum annuum
Lineage: Eukaryota; Viridiplantae; Streptophyta; Magnoliopsida; Solanales; Solanaceae
Exons: 5
Coding region: 1-2217 (738 amino acids)
Source: RefSeq, a predicted model, not a curated record
AUGACAAUUAGUAAGAUGAUUGAUAGUCGCCUAGAUGUGAUAAAGUUGUACGAAGAAGCUAUGGCAAUGAAAGGUUAUAACGAAGAGUUCCUCGGUGAUGCUUUUGAUUAUUUGGUGCAAAGCGAUACUUUGGCGAAGGCAUUCAUGGCAAAAAAUCAAAAUCUCUGUAAGGUUGACCCUGCUGAAAGACCUCCGAUUUUGAGUUAUCCUCCGAAUAUUCAUGAUGAGAUAAGAAGGGCAUAUAUUCUAAAACAUCCUUUCCAACCUCGAGAUCAUGAGUUUCCUCAAACAGACUUUUUUGAAAUUCCACAUUGUUUUGUUUCUAAAUGGUUUGAUGAAUAUUUUGAUUGGUUGGAAUAUAGUGUAAGUACAGAUGCAGCUUAUUGUUUGCCUUGUUAUUUAUUUCAAGGCGAAAGCAUUCAUCAAGGUGGUGGUAAUACAUUUUCCACGAAGGAAUUUAGAAAUUGGCACAGAAAAGAUAGCUUUGCAACACACAUUGGUCCUCCGAAUAGCAUUCAUAAUCAAUCAAAAAGGAAGUGUGAAGAUCUUAUUAGGAAGGAACAAUCUAUUGAGGUGACAUUUUACAAGUUGGACGAGAAAAGUAAGAAUAAAUAUCGAGUUCGGUUAAAUGCUUCAAUCGAUGUGGUCCGAUUUCUUCUAAAUCAAGGUUUAUCACUCCGAGGUCAUGAUGAAAGUGAAUCAUCCUUGAACAAAGGUAAUUUUCUUGAAGCACUUUCUUGGAUUGAGGAUAGAUGUGAUGACAUUAAAACUUAUGUGUUAGAAAAAACUCCAAAAAAUAAUAAAAUGAUUUCUCAUGAUAUUCAAAAAGAUAUUGUGACCGCGUGUAAGAUUAAAACUAUCAAAGCUAUAAUAAAGGAUUUAGAUGGUGACUACUUUGCUUUGUUGGUUGAUGAAUCAAGAGACAUAUCAUGCAAAGAGCAAAUGGCUAUUUGUUUACGAUAUGUUGAUAAAAGGGGAUUUGUGAUGGAAGCAUUUAUUGAACUUAUUCAUGUUAAAGAUACUAGUGCAUUAUCCCUAAAGAAAGCAAUUGUGGAUGUACUUGCUCACCAUUCUUUAACUUUAGCUUAUGUACGAGGGCAAUGUUAUGAUAGAGCAAGCAAUAUGCAAGGUUUAGCACUCCGCGGUCAUGAUGAAAGUGAAUCAUCCUUGAACAAAGGUAAUUUUCUUGAUGCACUUUCUUGGAUUGAGGAUAGAUGUGAUGACAUUAAACCUUAUGUCUUUGAAAAAGCUUCAAAAAAUAAUAAAAUAAUUUCUCAUGAUAUUCAAAAAGAUAUUGAGACCGCGUGUAAGAUUGAAACUAUCAAAGCUAUAAUAAAGGAUUUAGAUGGUGACUACUUUUCUUUGUUGGUUGAUGAAUCAAGAGACGUAUCACACAAAGAGCAAAUGGAUAUUUGUUUACGAUAUGUUGAUAAAAGGGGAUUUGUGAUGGAAGCAUUUAUUGAACUUGUUCAUGUUAAAGAUACUAGUGCUUUAUCCCUAAAGAAAGCAAUUGCAGAUGUACUUGCUCACAAUUCUUUAACUUUAGCUUAUGUACAAGGGCAAUGUUAUGAUGGAGAAAGAAAUAUGCAAGCUAUAAUAAAGGAUUUAGAUGGUGACUACUUUGCUUUGUUGGUUGAUGAAUCAAGAGACGUAUCACGCAAAGAGCAAAAGGCUAUUUUCUUACGAUAUGUUGAUAAAUGGGAAUUUGUGAUGGAAGCAUUUAUUGGACUUGUUCAUUUUAAAGAUACUAGUGCUUUAUCCGUAAAGAAAGCAAUUGUGGAUGUACUUGCUCACCAUUCUUUAACUUUAGCUUAUGUACAAGGGCAAUGUUAUCAUGGAGCAACCAAUAUGCAAGAAGAACUUAAUGACCAAUUUAAUGAGGUGACAAGUGAUUUGCUUAAUGGGGUAGCUUGCUUGAAUCCAAUUGAUACAUUUUCUAGUUUUGACAUCCAAAAGAUAUUGUUGAUGGCUAAAUUAUGUCCUGGUGACUUUGAUGAGGUCAACAUGAGGGUUCUUGAGAAUCAACUUAUUAAUUAUAUUAUUGAUGUUCGUGAUAUUGAUAAAAGAUUCUCCAAUUUAGGCGGACUUGGGGAACUUUCAAGAAAGUUGGUUGAGACAAAGAAGAAUUUAACCUAUCCUCUUGUAUUUCUUUUAGUGAGUUUGCUUUGGUUCUACCCGUUGUCACUGCAUCAAUUGAAAGAGCUUUUUCGGCAAUGA